This is a messenger RNA of Rhipicephalus sanguineus (brown dog tick), 1512 nucleotides long. RefSeq lists its product as uncharacterized. Gene Ontology annotation, molecular function: DNA-binding transcription factor activity, RNA polymerase II-specific; protein dimerization activity; RNA polymerase II cis-regulatory region sequence-specific DNA binding. Lineage: Eukaryota; Metazoa; Arthropoda; Arachnida; Ixodida; Ixodidae. Gene Ontology annotation, biological process: regulation of DNA-templated transcription; spermatogenesis. The transcript has a single exon. The record is from RefSeq and is a predicted model, not a curated record. The coding region runs from base 65 to 1417 and encodes 450 amino acids. Gene Ontology annotation, cellular component: nucleus.
GUGAGGCCUACACGGGGCGAGCACGGACUACGCGAUCGCUGCCUGAGCAGCUGCUGCUUGCCGAAUGAGCCAAGAGUGCACAGGGUGUGAGUCGAGUGCGAUGUGCGACAAGGCCGAGAAGGACCCAGAAGCCACCGUACUGACCAGCAACCCGGUCUCAGGGACGGGCGACCGCCAGGGCUCCUGUCCGGAAUCUUUGGACACCUUGGGUUCCUCAACGGGAAUGUUGGCGAGAAUGGAAACUCUAAAGGCAGGGGCCAGUAGCAGCAGCGCAAGCUCUUCGAGCCCACAUGCUGCAGGCGAGAAGUCGCAGUUCUACAUCGAGGUUGACGCCGAUUCCAUGGCCAACUUGAAAGCCGGAACCCAGUACACGCUGGUGCCCAUGGAUGCAGAUCAGGCGACGGCGGCUGCCAUACCAACCUCGGGUAUUGCUCAGACGCUUGCUUGGGGCCGCACACUGGACGGAAGACUACCGGGGGAAGAGGCAGCUGGGAACCCUAGAGUUGUAUCAAAGGAAGAGCUGACCCGCGACGCGUUAGGCCUAGACCAGGGCAUGAUGAACACUUUCGAUGCGACUGGCAAGACCGAGGUGCCGGACCAGCCCCUCGACGCAGAGUUCGAGGGCUCCGAAAACAAGAUGACGUACACACCCCUCAUGCCCGUCCCUCUGCAACAGCAGCAGCAACAACAGCAAACACAGGCUCAUGAAGCAACUGCUGCAGCAGCCGCUGCCGCACAGAUGCAACACGCCACAAACGGUUACGACGCCGCGGAGCUGCGCUACCGACACCCGACGUCGCCUAUGUACUCGGCGCCGCCGCAGCACACGCUCCCACACCAGACGACCUUCCUGGUGCCCCCGAGGGGCAGCUGGACCCCUUUCACUGGCACCACGACCGCGCAGGCCUACCUCCCCUUGGCAACGGGCAGCCACUCGUGCGCUGCGGCUUGUGCAGCAGCCGGACUCGCCGGAGGUCCCUGCAGCAGCAGCGGUGCGGCGACGGCUGCCGGGAGUGGCCUGCACGCCUCGCUGGGAGCUGACGAGGUGACAUCGGCCGGACACUUCGGCCGCAGUGCGACUGGAGAAGCCACGGGUGGCGACAUUAUGAGCGGCGUGACCCGAGUGGCCAACAUGGGACAGAUGCAGCACAUGGUGGGCCCACUGGUAAAUGUACCCUACUACAUGCCCUUCCACGGCCGCGAAAACCACAACGAGAAAGAGCGCAAAAGGAGGGCCCGUAUCAAGAAUGCCUGCCAGACCCUGCGGUCGCUAGUGCCCGGUUUGAGCGAGAAGACGGACAAGGCCACAGUGUUCGAGUUUACUGUGCAGUACCUGCUACAUCUGCGCAGGCACUUGGGAACCAAGCGUGAUAAGUCCAUUUCCCAGGAGUUCAUGGAGAAGUAUUCGCCGUACUAGGAAAGCAAAGGGCUCGUGCUCGAUACAACAGCAAGCAGUCGAAGCAAGGAGCCAGGUGGAAAGAAGAGUCACUGUAGCUUAAUAAAACAAGUUGU